AUGGGGGAGGGUGGUGGCGGCUCCCGCCGUCCUUUACCACCCGCCCUGGCAGUGACGGACUGGAGCUGGCGGCCCCAAAGCCGUCCCUCACGGCCCUUCCUCUCUUGAGCCAGAAACUCUAACAGCAAGAACGAUCGCCGGAACCGCAAGUUCAAGGAAGCCGAGCGGCUCUUCAGCAAGUCCUCGGUCACGUCGGCCGCCGCCGUCAGCGCGUUGGCUGGGGUUCAGGACCAGCUCAUUGAGAAACGGGAGCCCGGCAGCGGGACGGAGAGCGACACCUCCCCUGACUUCCACAACCAGGAGAACGAGCCCAGCCAGGAGGAGGCGGACGAGCUGGUGGGCUCCGUCCAGGGGGUGAAGCCCCAGAAAGCCGCCUCCUCCACCUCGGGCACCCACCACGGCAGCCACAAAAAGAGGAAGAACAAGAACCGGCACAGCCCGUCUGGCAUGUUUGAUUAUGACUUUGAGAUUGAUUUGAAGUUGAACAAGAAACCCCGAGCUGUAAGUAUGGGCGGCUGCCCUCCUGGAUUCUUCUCCCCAUGCCCUCCUCCUCCUCCUCCUCGGUUCGCAGAGGCCCCACUCAGGGUAGCCGUGGGGUUCCAGGGGACAGCUGGGUAG
Pogona vitticeps (central bearded dragon) is the source of this 618-nucleotide messenger RNA. The record is from RefSeq and is a predicted model, not a curated record. NCBI's taxonomy places the organism in Eukaryota, Metazoa, Chordata, Lepidosauria, Squamata, Agamidae.